This is a messenger RNA of Triplophysa dalaica, 1162 nucleotides long. It is a transcript of the gene derl2, whose product is annotated as derlin 2. Gene Ontology annotation, molecular function: misfolded protein binding; ubiquitin-specific protease binding. Gene Ontology annotation, cellular component: Hrd1p ubiquitin ligase ERAD-L complex; endoplasmic reticulum membrane. NCBI's taxonomy places the organism in Eukaryota, Metazoa, Chordata, Actinopteri, Cypriniformes, Nemacheilidae. The record is from RefSeq and is a predicted model, not a curated record. Bases 67 to 786 code for a protein of 239 amino acids. Gene Ontology annotation, biological process: endoplasmic reticulum unfolded protein response. The transcript is spliced from 7 exons.
UUCAUUCGUUUGCCGAGUUGAUGACGUGGCAAGAAGGUGCCGGAAGCACGGCUGCCGCUCCAAAAAAUGGCUUACCAGACAAUCCGACAGGAAUAUUUACAGAUUCCUGUGGUCACUAGAUCUUACGCCACCGCUUGCGUCCUCACUACAGCCGCCGUGCAACUAGAGCUCAUCACACCAUUCCAACUUUACUUCAACCCAGACUUAAUAUUAAGGAAUUAUCAGGUAUGGCGGCUUAUAACCAACUUUUUGUUUUUCGGUCCGGUUGGGUUCAACUUCUUAUUCAACAUGAUAUUUUUGUACCGGUACUGUCGAAUGCUGGAGGAGGGGUCUUUCAGAGGCAGGACCGCUGACUUUGUCUUUAUGUUUCUCUUCGGUGGCCUUCUCAUGACAAUAUUUGGCACAUUUGUUAAUCUUGUGUUCUUGGGCCAAGCUUUCACCAUAAUGCUGGUGUACAUAUGGAGCAGACGCAACCCAAACGUACGCAUGAAUUUCUUCGGCCUUUUGAAUUUCCAGGCGCCCUUCCUUCCAUGGGUGCUCAUGGGAUUCUCUCUGCUGCUGGGAAACUCCAUCAUUGUGGACCUUUUAGGUAUUGCAGUGGGACACGUUUAUUUCUUUCUGGAGGAUGUGUUCCCCAAUCAACCCGGUGGUGGCAGAUGGCUGAAGACUCCUUUCUUUCUCAAAAUGCUCUUUGAUACACCAGAGGAAGAUGCCAACUAUAACCCUCUCCCUGAAGAGCGUCCCGGAGGUUUUGCCUGGGGAGAGGGCCAGCGACUUGGAGGAUAGAUCCAGCGCUAUAGUGCCUGCCUCUUACCGGACAUCUUUGAGAACAAGGAAAACUUUUUCCUUUUCUUCAACUUGUUUCUCUUGUGCUGUACAAAAAAACAGGAGCUCCACUCACAGAGCUAUAGAUGGAGACUUGCAGUUUGUGUGCACGGAAAUUAUAUCCCUCAAAAUGUCUGAGACCCGGAGGGCUCCUCUGACUGCGCAAACGUGUUUAAAACGGAACGGACUUUUGAUAUAUUGCUGUUGCCAUUUUUGUCCUGUGCAACAGUCAUUCCAAGUGGAGCAGCAUUGCAAGAAAAAAAACUGGAUAGACACAAGGACAGCUGUAAUUUUACUUUUUUUUUAAAUUUAAAAAUAAAUGUAUGGUCAAAAAUAA